Molecule: messenger RNA, 6573 nt
Organism: Protopterus annectens (West African lungfish)
Lineage: Eukaryota; Metazoa; Chordata; Ceratodontiformes; Protopteridae
Product: protein mono-ADP-ribosyltransferase PARP14-like
Exons: 15
Coding region: 156-5036 (1626 amino acids)
Biological process (GO): negative regulation of gene expression
Cellular component (GO): cytoplasm; nucleus
Molecular function (GO): transcription corepressor activity; NAD+ poly-ADP-ribosyltransferase activity
Source: RefSeq, a predicted model, not a curated record
UCGACUAUAAAUUCAAACUAUGAAGGUGGAGACAAGAUGUUAGAGCAUCCCAAACCCAGGGAGUAGUACGGCAGUGGGAAAGUGGUGACUUUGAACGCAUCUGCCAUUUCGUUAAAUUUGUCAGCUAGCCCAUAUAACCCUUCCGCGCGAGCAGCAUGGCUGAGGGUAGCGACUAUGUCAUGGUGGAAGCUGAGGACGACUUAACGGAGAAGCAGAAGAACCAAGUGCUUCAUUAUUUCAAAGUGAAAAGAAAGUCAGGUGGUGGGGAUUGCGUCCUGACACAGGUGUCGCCAAAGCUCUGCAAGAUAUCCUUUUCUAAUUGCGAAGCUCGGCAACGAGUCCUUGCUCAGAGGGAGCAUAUUGUCCAGUUGGCAAAUGACAGCAUUAAGUUAACAGUCUUGGGCACUGAUGACCCUUCAGUCAUGGGUGCUGAUGACCGUAAGGAUGACAUUCAACAAGCGAUUCAAAGAGAAGAAGCAUCUUUAAAAGUACCUGCUGCCGGCAUCCCUUCUACAUUGAAACAAAGUAAUAAAGAAGGAGAAAUGGUGACUGAGACACCACUUAGAGGGAUAGACCUCACAGACAAAGAAUUGUGUAGAUUACAGCUCAACGAAUACUUACUAAAUUAUUUCAUGAAAAAUGAAAAACCUGCUCGAGAGUUCAAACAUUGCCAUUUAGGAGACUGUAGUACAUUCAGCAUUUCAGAAGACAAUGAAAAAGUGAAAUAUUUACUUCAAGAAUCAGAAAUUUUAAAUGAGGACUGUGUAAUUACAAAAAGGAAAAAUACUAUUGAGAUCAUAAAGCAGAUUUUACAGAACUACAAAUGUAGUCAUGAAGUUGAUGUUUCAAGGCUCCAGGUGUUAAUUAAGUACCCUAAUCUUGCAGGAAAGCACAUUGAAAUCUACAGUGAGCCACUUCAACAAUUUACUGUAAUUGUUGGUCCAACAGAUGAAGUUGCAGAUCUUCUGAAGCUUGUGGAUAGUCUUUUAGAAACUGAAAAGCAAGUAGAAAAGUGUUCCAUUGAGUUUAUGUUACCUGGAGUGAGAAAGUACUUGCUGAUAAAAGACAAGUUUGAAAACAUGAUGAAGGUACAGUUCCCCUCUGUGGUUUGCUCAGUGGAUAAGAAGCGUUCUGUUUUAAUAUUAGAGGGAGAUCUGAAACAAGUAUAUGAUGCAAAACUCAAACUGUCUCAAACUUUUGAAGAACUGCAGGAAGUUCAGCUAACUAUCUCAAAUAAUAAAAUACAGUUUCUGAGUUCCUGCACUGCUGAGGAAUUUGAAAAGUACUUCAGUACUUUAAGUAGUCCAGUCUUGCUGGAGAUUAAUACAACUGCCAGCUUGUGUGGAACAUCUACAUCUUGCCUCUUGGAAGCAGAACGUAGAGUUAACUCUUUGCUUCUGGAAGAAGAAAUUAUAAUACCUGACACUGCUACAGAAUUAGUUAGCAAACCUGCAUGGAAAGAAUUCUUACAUUCUUUAGAGUACAGUGUAGACUCAACGCCAAAACAAGUAAACAUCUUCAGUGUACAGAAUUCAAAUAAUAUUUGUUCAGAGUUGAUUAUUGUGGGAUUCAAGGACACAGUUAAGUACAUUGCAGAAGCUGUACAGAAAUAUCUCUCUGAAAAUUCUAUCUGGAAAGCUGUUAUUAAUGUCCAGCAUUUUGAAGAGGUGGAUUAUUUUUAUGAGCUUUUAGAGAUUCUGAAUAUUGGAGAUUUACAGAUCACAUCUUCGACAAAGCAUUACCCAUCUCCGACCAUUGAGCUUUGUGGUCCUAAGUCUAAGGUUAUUGAGGCGCAUUGCACCAUUGAAAACACCCUAAAGUCCAUGGUCUGGGAGACACUCAGGAUAUCAAAGCCAGGAGCACUGAAAUUUUUCCAAGGUGCUGGUAAAGAGUACCUCUCUGCAGUGGGCAGAACAAUGCACUGCCUUUUCAAGCUGAAAGAACCACAUGUAUGUGACAGUGACUGUGUUCACCAUCAAGUAAGUUCCAGUUUUCCUCCUGAUUCUUCUGCAACUGAGAUGUGGCAUAGUAGUCCAUUAGAGGGAGGAUUUGUUGUGUCAGUCUGUGUUGGUCAUCUAUCAAAACUAAAGGUUGAUGCCAUUGUUGAUGUGGACAAUGGAAAUCUUAUCCAUGGAAGUGGCAUAGCUAAAGGAAUACAGGAUGCAGGAGGGGAUUUAAUUGAAAAGGAGAGUCAAGAAUGGAUAAGAAGGCAUGGAACAUUGAACACUGGAGAUGCAGUCAUAACUUCAGCAGGAAACCUUCUAUGUCAAAAAGUAAUCCACGCUGUUGGGCCACAGAAAUCUGAAGGCAGUACAGUCCCAUAUGUCUCAGAUAUCUGCGAGUCCCUGAAACAUGCAGUCCACAGUUUGCUUAACCUUGCAGAAAAAGAAGGGCUGCAGUCAGUUGCAUUUCCAUGCAUGAGUUCUGGACAAUUUGCAGUACCUCUUGAAAUCUGCUCAUCUUGCAUUGUUGAAACAAUUAAAGACUUUACUGAAGAGCAUGCCAUGAAACCACACACCUUAAAAAACAUCAUUCUCAUUGAUAUUGAUUUGGAAAAGGUGGUAGCAUUUCAGAAGGCUUGUGAGAAAAUAUGGGAAUCCAGUUCAUCCUCACCCUGCUUCAGGAAUACCACCAGUUCUACAGGAGGACCCAGUAACAUAAAAGAAGUAAUUGUGUCAGGGGCUAUUGAGCAUCAAAAGGUGGAUGUACUGGUUGUUCCGUUGACUACAGAUUUGAAUUUAAUGUCAACAAUGGUGUCAAAAUGCAUUCUUCUGAAAGCUGGGGACAAUUUACGACAUCAGUUUUUCAUACAGUCUCAAGGUCGUAGUUUUGAACCUGGAGAUAUUGUUCCAGUAAACACCUCAGAAAUUCCCGCUCUGGACUGCAAGUGGCUAUAUUACGUGAUACGCCCCAAAUUGGAUGAAUUGAAAGGGAAAACAAAGGAGAUUUUCACGAUGAGUUUGCUACAUAGUCUUGAAAUGUGCCACAGCUCAGGUUUCCAGUCAAUUGCAUUUCCAGUUAUUGGGACAGGAAAGGUUCUAGGUGUUUCCCAUAAUGUGGGAGCCAAGUGUUUGCUGGAUGCAAUACAGAAAUUUAAGGAGAAGAACCCAUUCUCUUGGAUAAAGCAAAUCAGCAUAGUAAUUCACCCCAAAGACAACAUUUCCCCAUUGUUAUUUCGUAACACAAACAGCAUUUCUGAGAAAGGAAAAGAGGCAGAGGGAAGCAAGAUCAAAGAUUUGUGUUAUCAUUCAUUGUUAAGCUCCAUUGACAAAGCCAGCAUCAAAAUAUGUAAUGUCAAAGUGGAGGUGGAUUUUGGAGAUAUUGUUAUGGAAAAUGUAGAUGUCAUUGUAAACCCUACAGAAUUAUCCUACAACACAACAGAAGGUGUUGCAAGAUCUGUAUUUUCUGCAGCUGGGCAGGAAAUUGAAGAUCAAGUGAAAAAAGUCAAGAUAAACACGAAUAAUAUUUUGACGACAAACUCUGGAGGAUUGAAGAGUAAAGCCAUCAUGCAUUUCUCUGGCAGUGAUUCCUUAGAUGCCAUCCAGAAGGCAGUAAAAAAUGUGAUUCAGGAAUGUGAGCAAAAUAACUUUACAUCUGUGGCCUUCCCUGCAAUUGGCACAGGUGAAGGAAGACAUGAUCCUGCAAAAGUAGCAGACACCAUGUUAGAUGCCAUUGCACUUGCAGUGAAGAAUGGGCUCAUAUUCAACUUGUCUACCAUCCGUAUUGUCAUUCUGUGCAGAAAUAUAUUUAACAUCUUCAAAACAAAGUUGGAAAACAGACUUGGAAUGCCUCCUCUUCAGUCAAACUUCUUGGAUAGAAUAGGAAGUAGACUGAGGAAAUCCUUUAAUCAGGAAAUGCCUACAGACGACUGUGAGAUCUUUGAAACAAAAAAUGUCAUAACUCCUGCCAUUUUUGAUGUGAUAGGAAUAUUAAAAGGUAGUGUGAAGAAUGCAAAGGAGAGAAUUGAGAGCAUCUUUAAUGACAAUUUCUCUGAUGAUUGCAUUGAAGACGAAGAAAUUGCCUACCUUUCAGACACAGUGAUUCAGAAUAUACUGCAGUGGGGUGCAGAGUUUAAUGUCCAUAUCACUAUUAAAAAAGGAUGUACUAAUGAGAUAAGAGUACAAGGCUUAACUAAGGAUGUCAAAGAAGUUUUGAAAGCAGUGGAAAUUGAACUGAAAGCUGUACUAAAGAAAGAACUUGACCAACAUCACCAGUAUCAGAUUUACCAAGUAAUCCGGUGGCAGUAUGAAGAGUGUAACCAAUAUUCAACGUUUGACAGAGAGACAAACUUCCAGAUUGAAAAUCACUUCAGCGAAGGAGCCAUUGAAGCUGUUGUCGAGUGGAAUGGAAAAAGUCUGUUUAUGGAGUUUCAGCAAAAGAUAGCGACUGUUCUAGAAACUGGGGAUAUAAUGAAUAUCAAACGACAGAAUAGAUUGGCAGGAGAAGAUUUUCCAAGGAACUGGACUGAAAUGAGCAACGAUUUUAUUCAAAUACCACUAGAUCCUAUAUCACCUGAAUACCAAGAUGUGGUAAAAAAUUUUCAAAAAACAGCUGCUGGAUAUGAGGUAGUCAAGAUUGAACGAGUGCAGAAUGUUUAUCUAUGUCAUGCGUAUGAGGUAAAGAAAAAGCAACUAACUGAUAAACAUGGUCCCGCAAACUUGAAUGAGCUGCACCUGUUUCAUGGCACAUCAGGAAGCAGCUGUGUCUCUAUUAACAAACAAGGGUUCAACAGGAGUUUUGCAGGGAAAAAUGCUGCUAUGUUUGGCAAAGGCGUAUAUUUUGCAGUGGAGGCGGCCUAUUCAGCUAAGAAGUUUUGCCCACCAGACAGCGAAGGACUAAAGUACAUGUAUUUUGCAAGAGUCCUGGUUGGUCAGUAUACAAAAGGACAAAGUAACAUUAAAGUGCCUCCACCCAGAUCCAACAAAGAUUCCACAGAUCUGUACGACAGCCUUGUAGACAACAUUUCCAAACCCAUGAAGUAUGUUGUCUUUCAUGACGAUCAAGCCUAUCCAGAUUACCUGAUCACCUUCCGAUAAAUAAACCAUAAUUACCUCCAUACACCUCUCCAGAACUUAAUUGAUGAGUGAUGUGACACACUCUUUGGUGUUGGUGCUGUACAGAAAUUAAAUUCAGUUUUGAACAAUAAUUAUGAAAGCUGGAAAAUCACUUCAAAGAUACCUGAGAAUGCGCGUUCAAAGAUGUGAAAUUUCAUCUUGGGGUUGAAUUGAUGAAAGCACCUUGAAAUAAAAUAUUAAAUUCAUGAUAAUAUUGCUGAGAGGUCACCGUUAUAAAUAAUGAAUACAUUUUGUAUAUUGAGCUGAUUCCUGGGUAAUCUUGUUAGGUCUUCUGACUGUACAACAUACACUUAAACAAUAGUUUCCAUAUUGACAUGCUCACAAGAUGUUAGAGUUUACUGAAGAAUGUUUUCUGGUUUUAUUUGGUCCUUUUCAGGCCUAACAAAGCAGCUUGUCUGCUGAUCUGAAAAGCUGGUUUGAUAAACAUUUCCCCCUAGUUAUCCUGGAAUUAUCGUGGAAUUAAAAUAUGAUAGUGAUUUCAGAAAUAGUUUUAUGUUUAGUCAGUUGCAUUAAGGAAGGAAGGAAAACUCUUUAAAAUGAGACCCCCAUUCUUGCAACAAUUCCAUGGUAACAGUUUUCUACAUUUUCAUUGGAUCUACUUGGAUCAUAUGCACAUUCUGUGAAACUUUUUUGUAAAUCAUUCCUUACUUUUCCAGAGUAAUGUGUUGAUAUUGAUUUACUAAAUAGCUUUGUCAUUCACAAAAAAGACCAAGGCAGAAUGUUUAAACAUUCCAUGGUAUGUACGCUAUUUUUGUCUUUGGUGCCAUUUUCAAAGUCUGAUUCAUGAGCUGAUGUGAGUAUGUUUCCAGGAGUACCAUUCAGUGGAUCGAGUGCACAACUAGUUGAACAUUUUCAGCUGUGUCACAAUCCAGCCAUGGAAAAUGUUGAUCAACUGAUUGAAAGGUGCCCUUUCUUAGGUGUGCCAGCGUGCCCUAUUUCAGGGCUUGGGAAUAUGCCCUUUUUCCCACUAUUGUGCAGUCUUAGAGUUGGUGUAUAUAAAGGCUGCAGUGGGGGCUUGUUUUCUCACCGAAAAAGCUGGUAGUGGUGGUUGUGAGUUUUUUGAUGUGUGUGUGUGUGUGUGUGUGUGUGUGUGUGUGAUUUGCUGUUACACUAUGGAGUAUGCAUGUGAAUGUAUGUUGAUUGAAUGUUCAGCAUUUGGGGCAUGUGUUGUAGGGUACAGUAGGCCGUGUAUGUUUUUUUUCCCCCAAUCGCUUGAGAUGUAAUGCUUGUUAGUGUAGGUAACUCAGUAUAUAUUUGUCUGCAGAUAUGCUUCACAAAUAGUUUUUAAACUGUUGCAAGAAAACACGUCUUGUUUAUGGCAUGUCUGCCACAAGUUUCAGUUUUGCAGAUGUGUAGUAGCUAGUGAAAAUUUUGUUUUACCAUGCCAAAGUUGUACUCAAAUGACCUUUCUUCUUUUGUAUCAGGACCAAAAAUCAAUUGAUGUUAAGUUGUCAAUCUCGCCUUCAUUCUUGCUUGAUGGGCUCGGAGCCGAUCCCUC